Molecule: messenger RNA, 621 nt
Organism: Bipolaris sorokiniana ND90Pr
Lineage: Eukaryota; Fungi; Ascomycota; Dothideomycetes; Pleosporales; Pleosporaceae
Exons: 2
Coding region: 28-459 (143 amino acids)
Source: RefSeq, a predicted model, not a curated record
CUCUCCCCUCCCUCUUGGUACCUGCCAAUGCACAGCCCGAUGCCGCUUCCAUCCAAACCACUGUCUCAUGGCCAGUUUGCCAUUGUGAAACGCACGCACGCACAUCGCAAUCGGCGCAAGGCUCACUCUCUCGUCCCUACCCCGCCCCAGCGAAGCUUAUCUCAUUUUGCGUGCCCGACGCCAGAGCCGCGUCAGCGACCAUUUCUUCUGCCGCCUCUUAGCCUCCAAAAUGUUGCCUCUUAUGUACACUCACAUCGCCUCAUGCCCCAAAUCUUGCUUCUGCUUCCACCACCACCGCAUGCUCCCUUCCGCUGCCAUCCACUCCCCAGCAGUCCAUGUCCUGCUCCUCCACCCGUAUUGCAACACGCCCAACCACUCAAGUCCGUGCUGCACAGUCGCAUCAUGUCUUCACGAACCGGUCCUGCCCCGGCCUUGGCAUCGCUUCUAGCUUGCUGCUAAUUAUGAACGGCCUCUAGUCUACCGCUCAACGCAAAUCCUCGCUGCUGACACGAGUCUGACACCUCCGCUGCAAAAAAUCAAUCUACCCCAACACUCUAGGCUCGGCACAGCACGGCACUCACAACAAAAGACCCCAACUCCAUGUUGGCCAUGCUGUUGGCC